This is a messenger RNA of Rosa chinensis, 2164 nucleotides long. RefSeq names its product beta-glucosidase 13-like. The transcript is spliced from 10 exons. NCBI's taxonomy places the organism in Eukaryota, Viridiplantae, Streptophyta, Magnoliopsida, Rosales, Rosaceae. The record is from RefSeq and is a predicted model, not a curated record. Gene Ontology annotation, molecular function: beta-glucosidase activity. Gene Ontology annotation, biological process: carbohydrate metabolic process. The coding region runs from base 314 to 1987 and encodes 557 amino acids.
UUAAUUUCUGUCUCAUUCUAGGCAUAGCUAAAGUCUAUCAUGAGCUUAAUUAUGACCUUCUGGCAGCUUUUUAUGAACUAAUUUCAUCAAUUUGCCAAUUACAUGCAUUCCAAAAUUUGUGCUUUCUUGUCAUUGUAUAUUUAGAUCUGGUGAUGGUUAAUUAGUUUCUAAUAAGCAUAUAUGCACUACCAAUAUUGUAGAAGGUGGUGCCAAUUAACCCUUGUGUUCACCAAUGCUUUAAUUAAAGCUGAUCAAGUAUUUAUGAGAUAUACUACUCGAUCCUUGCUCAUGAUCGAGGCUAGGUCAUCCAUCCAUGGCUUCAUCAACCAAGUUUUUCUAUGUUCUGGUUGCGGUUUGUGCCAUCAUCGCUUCCAUUGCUUGCUGCAAUUCCCGGGCUACUAUUCCAGAUUCAGAUGGUGUGGCAGCGAAUUUGACAGCCGGAGGAUUCACUUCCGGAUUGAAUUUAUACAGUAGUGUAUUUCUCGAAGAAUUGGAUGUUACCAGAUCAGACUUCCCAGCUGAUUUUACUUUUGGAGUCGCUACCUCUGCUGGACAGACUGAAGGGUCAGCCAGAGAAGGAGGGAGAGGACCAAGUACAUGGGAUCAUCGCGUUGAUAUACUGCCAGAUGCAAUUAUAAACAGCGACAAAUUUUCUACAGCAAUUGAUUCAUAUAGACUAUACAAGGAAGAUAUUAAGAUUAUCAAGGAACUCGGAGUAAAUUCGUACCGCUUCUCCAUCUCCUGGAGUAGGAUAUUACCAAAGGGAAGCUUGAGUGGGGGAAUUAAUCAAGAGGGUGUUGAUCACUAUAACAGCUUGAUUGACGAAUUGAUCAGAAAUGGUAUCAAACCUUUCGUGACGAUUUUACACUCUGACUUUCCACAAGCUCUGGAGGAGAAGUAUGGUGGUUACUUGAACCAUUCAUUCGUGAAUGAUUUUAAAGACUACAGUGAAAUUUGCUUCAAAUCAUUCGGAGAUAGAGUUAAAAAUUGGUUCACAGUCAAUGAGCCAACAGUUUCUGCAGUUUACGGGUAUGAACUUGGGAUCGCUCCACCUGGGAAGUGUUCACUCAAGGAAGGAGUUUGUGUGUUUGGGUCUCCAGAGAACUGUUUAGUCCCGGCAGGUCCAUGCAAUUUUGGUGGUGAUUCUAGCACAGAACCUUACAUUGUAGCCCACAACCAAAUUCUUGCUCAUGCCACCGCGGCUAAGCUCUACAAAGAAAAAUACCAAGCACAACAAAAGGGUGAGAUUGGAAUUGUCCUUGCUUCUAAAUACUACGUGCCUCUUUCCGAAUCACAUGAAGAUAAAAUUGCAGCAGAACGACUGUUCGACUUCAACCUAGGAUGGUUUAUGGAACCAUUUGUAUAUGGAGAUUAUCCCAAGAGUAUGAAAGAGUCGGUGAAGGAAAGACUACCUAGUUUUUCUGCACAAGAGAAAAGUUUGAUCAAGGGAUGUCUAGAUUUUGUUGGAAUUAAUUACUACACAUCAACUUAUGCUAGACAUAAGACACCACCACCAUUCGAACAAUUGCGCUAUUCUUUGGAUGUAUCAGCCGAAGAAACAGGUAUGAAGGAUGGAGUUUUUCUAGGCAUGGACCGAGAAGGGCACUGGCCGGAAGGGCUGCAGAAACUGAUGGAGUAUAUAAAGGAAAAAUAUCAAAAUCCAAAAAUCUACAUCUCCGAAAAUGGACUUUUUACAAUAAGGAACGAUGAACUUUCACUUGCUGAUCAAUUGAAGGACCCAGAACGAAUUUCAUUUAUUGUUCGUCAUUUGUAUCGUCUCGACAAAGCAAUUAAGAACGGGGUAAACGUGAAAGGAUACUUCUACUGGUCUCUCUUCGAUGACUUUGAAUGGGGAAUGGGGUUUUUGCAUAGGUAUGGGCUAUACUAUAUCGAUUUCGAUCACAAUAACAGGCGCAUCCCCAAGCAGUCUGCUGAGUGGUUCAAAGCUUUCCUUCAAAGUGAUCAUGUGACUCGAGCUAGCAGCUAAUUAGUAUGUGCAUGGUUACAUUGAUUGUACCAACUUCUUGGCAUAUAAUUGUAUCAUUUACGUAGGUACAUAAAGUGUGUGUAUUCCUAGUAAUAAAACUUUAGAUUUCAUGAUCCAACUAUUCAUUUGUUUUUCAACUCACGUGUAAAUAAUCAAGUUCUUCAUAUGCAAUAACAU